CUUGAAAAGAGAAGAGUGUGGAGGAUUAAUAUCAGUGUCGAGUUUCUACACUUCAGUUUGGAUAUGUUCCCAGAACUACUUGCUGCUUUGUUUUUCACACUUCUGAAUGUCUCUGCAGGGGCAUACAGGGUCAACAAUGUCAAAAGAAUUGUUGCUCCUAAUGAAGGCGAUGUGAGGCUGUCUGGAUCUACGAGCACCACAGAGGGCCGUGUUGAGGUCUACCAUAACGGAGAAUGGGGAACGGUGUGUGACGACAACUGGGACCUGGCUGACGCCCAGGUGGUUUGUCGUCAGCUCAACUUCCAAGGGGCCAUAUCUGCCGUGCCUGGGGGACGCUACGGACGAGCCUCUGGGCAAAUUUGGCUGGAUAACGUCAACUGUUAUGGCACAGAGCAAAAGCUUGCGUCUUGUAGAUUCCCCGGUUGGGGAAAUCAUGACUGCAGCCAUGAGGAGGAUGCCGGAGUUAUCUGUGAGCCCAUUACCUACCCCAGUCCUGAUGACACAGAGAGUCACACUACGACUCUGAGCAACUCUACAUACUCACUGGACCACAGCACCGCCCUCUCAGAUGACCUCGGGAAAGUCUUUGACAGUGGUGCCGCUUGUGACUACCUGAUCACUUUCCAGACACCAGCUAGAGACAAACAAGAGGUUGGCGCCCCACAGAAGAUUGAGUCUACAAUCUGUGCACACAAAGCUAUCCUCAUGUUGUACCCUUACUUCAAUGCUUCUGCGGGAGGAAAUAACACCACAGUGACUGUAGACACACCCUGUUUGUCUUAUUUCACCUCCUUCAUAAGGUACCUUUACACCCGUAAGAUCAACGUGACCUACUCCUCUGCCAUGUGCCUCCAUCAGCUUGCUGCAGACUUUGGAGUAAAGCAGCUGAUGGAGGACGUGGGCUGGCUGUUCACUAAAAUCCUCCCCGAUGAUGCUUCCUUUUACUCCCAGGUUUCACUUUACAAAUAUGCAGUUGAGUCAAAGGACUUGGUCCUGGAGGAAAACUGUGUCCAAUACUUGGCCUGGAACUUCCAGAACCUGACCGCUUCCCCAUUUUGGGCCGAGCUUCCAGUGGAGCUCCUUCGUGCCCUUCUUGUCCGCUCAGAUUUGGUGGUGCCUGAUGAGUAUUUUGUACUUCAGAGCCUGGAAAACUGGAUUAAAAACAAAUCUGACUCCCUGAGUUCAGAGAAUCAGGCCGACUUGCUCCGUCUGGUCCGUUUCCCCAUGAUCCCUGCCGAGAAGCUGUAUGACCUGGAGUCCACCUCACAUCUCUACAAGACUCACAAGGAUUUGUACCUUGAAAGUGUCUUGACAGCAUAUCAGUUUAAUGUUCUUCUCUACAGUAAUCUAACCAAAUUAAAGUUAGACAAGCAAAGUGAUGAUUACAAGCCCAGAAUCUACACAGGGGAGACCUGGAGUGUUACUAUUGACCCAAAAUCUUCAUCGUUUCGAAGUCGAAAUCAGUACGACUACAGGCGUCAAUAUGAUCGUUACGGUUACUACCCAUAUUCUACUCAAUCCCCUUUAAACAAGCAACUGAGGACACCUCUCCACAACAGCCUUCUGUUUAAGAACAACAUGGUCAGCUGGGAGGUAAAUGUCUUCAAAAGCAAGAGAGAGUGUUCAAACCGAGGUUUAUGGUGUGAAUCUGUUCCUGCGGUCAGACUGGCUCGCCAGGACCGGUAUGGGUCUGAGAGCAGCAUCCUCUUCCGUAAUCGCCUGCUGGUGGUGUGCCAGAACAAGUAUGUGUGUCAGAUCCAGGGGUUCGAAGGCGACCUGGCUUAUGUCAAUACGAAUAGCACUCAGGUCCUUUCCUAUCCAUGCCCUGGUGACAAGUACACUUACGUGCUUGUAGUGAGACCAGAGUAUGUGUGAUCCAAUGAGAGGAAACGGUAACAAUGAUCACAAGCAGUGUGACUGACUUGAGUCAUUGAUGUUAAGGUUAUUCAAAGCAGUUAAGUAUCCUGUUAAACAAAUUUUUUCAGUGAUUCCUAUGAUAAUUGU
Messenger RNA from Fundulus heteroclitus (mummichog), 2004 nucleotides. Its product is annotated as galectin-3-binding protein B-like. The coding region runs from base 64 to 1875 and encodes 603 amino acids. The record is from RefSeq and is a predicted model, not a curated record. The transcript has 6 exons. Gene Ontology annotation, cellular component: membrane. NCBI's taxonomy places the organism in Eukaryota, Metazoa, Chordata, Actinopteri, Cyprinodontiformes, Fundulidae. Gene Ontology annotation, molecular function: protein binding.